This is a messenger RNA of Gastrolobium bilobum, 2194 nucleotides long. Its product is annotated as pentatricopeptide repeat-containing protein At3g47530. Bases 1 to 1974 code for a protein of 657 amino acids. Gene Ontology annotation, biological process: RNA modification. The record is from RefSeq and is a predicted model, not a curated record. Gene Ontology annotation, molecular function: protein binding; RNA binding; zinc ion binding. Lineage: Eukaryota; Viridiplantae; Streptophyta; Magnoliopsida; Fabales; Fabaceae. The transcript has a single exon.
AUGGGUACAGUAAGGUUCAUGCCUAUUCAAAUGUCACUGGACUCGUUCUUAGUCUCACACAACAUUUACUCAUACUCAAACCCUUCUCUUUCUUUCUCUUGUUUCCCUGCUGCCACCAUUGGCAUUCAUCUCCUUCACUAUUAUACCACUCCUCAAGUGGAACCUCCAACCAAGUUAGUGCCUUUUACACCCCACAAACAAAACCAACCAACACCCAUCUCUUUUUUUCCUCAAACCCACAAAGAACCGAUGAUUUCUGCCAUAAAAUCUGCUUCCCGUAAGACCCAAUUGCUCCAAAUCCACGCUCAAAUAUUACGUACAACCCUCAUUCAAGACCCCGCAAUUUCUCUUCAGUUCUUGUCCCGGGUAGCUCUCUCUGGCCCGUUGCAAGACGCCACCUAUUCCCAUCGUUUCUUUGAACAAAUCAGCUACCCCUCGGUUUCCCAUUACAACACCAUCAUCAGGGCCUAUUCCAUGAGCGGUUCACCCCAAAAGGGUCUCUUUUUAUAUCGAGAUAUGAGAAGACGGGGCAUUGCUGCAGACCCUUUAUCAUCUUCCUUUGCUGUUAAGUCCUGUAUCGGGUUUCUCUAUCUUCUUGGAGGGGUCCAGGUUCAUUGUAACAUAUUCAAAGAUGGGCACCAAUUAGAUGCCCUUUUGCUCACCGCUGUGAUGGAUUUGUAUUCGCAAUGCCGGAAAUGUGAUGAUGCAUGUAAGGUGUUUGAUGAGAUGACUCAAAGGGAUACUGUUGCUUGGAAUGUAAUGAUCUCCUGCUGUAUUCGAAAUAAUCGGACUCGGGAUGCUUUGAGUUUGUUUGAUGUUAUGCAGAGUUCAAGGUUUAAAUGUGAGCCUGAUGAUGUUACUUGUUUACUUCUUCUUCAGGCUUGUACUCACUUGAAUGCCUUGAAAUUUGGGCAACGAAUUCAUAGUUAUAUUAUAGAACGUGGUCAUGGGGGUGCUCUCAAUUUGUCUAAUUCUCUCAUAUCUAUGUAUUCACGGUGUGGUUGUUUAGAUAAGGCUUAUGAGGUGUUUAAGGGAACGUGUAAUAAAAGUGUGGUUUCAUGGAGUGCAAUGAUCUCUGGUUUGGCAAUGAAUGGAUAUGGAAGAGAAGCUAUUGAAGCAUUUGAAGAGAUGCACAGAAUUGGCAUUCGGCCUGAUGAUCAGACAUUCACGGGUGUCCUUUCUGCUUGCAGUCAUUCUGGAUUGGUCGAUGAGGGAAUGUCAUUUUUUGACAGUAUGAACAGAGAGUUUGGGAUAACUCCCAACGUCCAUCAUUAUGGGUGCAUGGUUGAUCUCUUAGGCCGUGCUGGCUUACUUGAUAAGGCUUAUCAGCUUAUUACGUCAAUGGUGGUAAAGCCAGAUUCAACAAUAUGGAGGACCUUGCUUGGGGCUUGCAGAAUUCAUGGCAAUGUUACACUUGGUGAACGAGUAAUUGGACAUUUGAUUGAACUGAAAGCUCAAGAAGCUGGGGAUUAUGUUUUGCUCCUAAAUAUUUAUUCUUCUGCUGGACAUUGGGAAAAGGUAGCUGAAGUGAGAAAAUUAAUGAAAGAGAAAGCAAUCCAAACCAUGCCUGGUUGUUGCACAAUUGAAUUGAAAGGAGUAGUACACGAGUUUGUUGCAGAUGAUAUUUCACAUUUGAGAAUAACUGAGAUUUAUGAGACACUGGAUGACAUUAAUAAGCAGCUCAAGAUUGCUGGUUAUGUUGUUGAACUUUCAUCUGCGUUGCAUAAGAUUGAUGACAAAGAAAAGGGGUAUGCGCUUUCUUAUCACAGUGAAAAGUUGGCUAUUGCUUUUGGGGUUCUUGCUACUCCACCUGGCACAACACUGAGAGUGGCCAUUAAUCUCCGUAUAUGUGUUGAUUGCCACAAUUUUCUGAAGCUUUUUUCUGGAGUUUACAACCGUGAUGUGAUUCUUAGGGACCAUAAUCGGUUUCACCACUUCCGGGAAGGGCACUGCUCUUGUAGCGACUAUUGGUAGGGAUAUCUUGGGCUGGUGAUAGAUGAGUCAGAUCGAGCACCGAGGAUUAGUAAAAUGACUGGAUAAGGGAUUGGAUACCCUUGCCCGUGGUUUAUUGGAGAACGAAAUUUUAUACUUGAUGAAUAAGGGAUUAGUGGAAUGGGAAUGGAUACUCUCAUGUUAUAUUAUAUGAGAUAAUGUAAAAGAAUUUCAUCCUUCCACAUAUAAAUCAAUAGUUAUU